Rhododendron vialii is the source of this 3191-nucleotide messenger RNA. Its product is annotated as probable LRR receptor-like serine/threonine-protein kinase At1g67720. The record is from RefSeq and is a predicted model, not a curated record. The coding region runs from base 226 to 3045 and encodes 939 amino acids. Gene Ontology annotation, molecular function: protein kinase activity; ATP binding. The transcript has 15 exons. NCBI's taxonomy places the organism in Eukaryota, Viridiplantae, Streptophyta, Magnoliopsida, Ericales, Ericaceae. Gene Ontology annotation, biological process: protein phosphorylation.
ACCCUUUGAAAUGUCUCUCCACAACUGACUGCCCAAACAAACAAAAGAAAACCCAUCUCUCUCUCUCUCCCUCUCAAAUUAUGAAAGUGGAACAAAACACUCCAAAAAUUUUCUGGGUUUUGAUCGAACUUUUUUUUUUUUUUCCUCAUUUGUUUAUUUCUUUGUGCUGUAGUACAAACACUACCUGUUCUUUUUCUCUCUCUCUCUUAAUUUCCCAACAUAUUUAUGUUCUCGUCCUCUGUCUCUCUCUCUUCACUUCGCCCAAGUGGAGAAAUGAAGGCUAGUCUUCUCAUCCUCUCUCUUCUUCUUCUCAUGGGUGCCUCCACAGCCCAGAUGCCAGGUUUUAUAAGUUUAGACUGCGGUGGUGCAUCCAAUUUCUCUGACGAGCUUGGUAUUUUGUGGACUCCUGAUGAUCAGCUUAUGUAUGGAGAAACAACUAAUGUAUCUGUUGCAAACGAGACAAGGAAGCAAUAUCAGACCCUGAGAUACUUCCCUGCUGAUAACAGGAAGUACUGUUACACGCUCAAAGUCAUAAGUAGAACUAGGUACCUUGUAAGAGCAACCUUCUUGUAUGGUGAUUUUGACAAAAAUAAUGUUUAUCCAAAGUUUGACAUCUCCCUUGGGGCGACUCACUGGGCUACCAUUGUCAUUUCGGAUGCUGAUACGAUCGAGGUCCAAGAGUUAAUAAUUCUGGCUUCGGAUCCCACCAUAAGUGUGUGUUUAUCCAAUGCUACAACUGGGCAGCCUUUUAUCUCUACCCUUGAACUCCGACAAUUCAAUGGUUCAGUCUACUUUACACAGUAUGAAAGUCAGUUCUAUCUCAGUGUGUCCGCAAGAAUAAAUUUUGGUGCAGAGAGUGAAGCUCCGGUCAGGUAUCCUGAUGAUCCAUUUGAUAGAAUAUGGGAAUCUGAUUCUCUUAAGAAAGCAAAUUACCUUGUUGACGUUGCCGCGGGAACUGAGAAAGUAUCAACCCGAAUGCCAAUUGAUGUAAGCGCUGAUGAAAGACCACCCCAGAAAGUGAUGCAGACAGCUGUAGUCGGUAGAAAUGGAUCGUUAACUUACCGCCUGAAUUUAGAUGGGUUUCCGGGUUUUGGUUGGGCUUUCACCUACUUCGCAGAAAUAGAAGAUUUGGGUCCAAAGGAAAGCAGAAAAUUUAGGCUUGUGCUCCCAGGAAUGCCUGAGCUCAGCAAAGCUGUUGUUAAUAUCCAAGAAAAUGCUCAAGGAAAAGAUCGUCUGUACGAGCCUGGAUACCCCAACAUUUCUCUUCCUUUUGUUCUGUCUUUUAAAUUUGCGAAAACAAUCGACUCUUCCAUGGGGCCCCUCCUGAAUGCAAUGGAGAUAAAUAAAUAUCUUAAGAAAAACGAUGGUUCUCUAGAUGGAUCAGUAAUUGCUAGUGUAGUCUCACUCUACUCAUCAGCAGAUUGGGCACGAGAAGGUGGUGACCCAUGCCUUCCAGUUCCGCUGUCCUGGUUGCAGUGUAACUCAGAUCCUCAACCCAGGAUAACUAAAAUUAAAUUAUCGGGGAAGAAUUUGACAGGCAAUAUCCCUCAGGACUUGACGAAGUUGAGUGGCUUAGUUGAGCUGUGGCUUGAUGGGAAUUUUCUGGAUGGUCCAAUACCUGAUUUUUCGGGAUGCAAGGAUUUGGAGAUAAUUCAUCUCGAGAACAAUCAAUUAACUGGUGAUAUGCCUUCCUCUUUGGCAGAAAUACCAAAUCUAAGGGAACUGUACGUGCAGAAUAAUAAGUUAUUUGGAAAAGUGCCAUCAGGUCUUCUGGAUAAGAAUCUUGUUUUGAACUACACUGGGAAUGUUAAUCUUCAUAAAGGGGGUAACAAAGUGAGCAACAGCAAAAUUAUCAUUGGAUCAUCAGUUGGAGCUGCUGCUCUGCUUAUCGCAACUAUUGCCUCCUGUAUAUUAAUGCAGAAAGGAAAGAAGAAAUAUUCUAAGAAAGACCAGAUUGAACAUACCAUGCCUAGUCAAAGACUAGUUUCAUCAUUGGGUGAUGCCGCUAAAGAAGCUGCACAUUGCUUCACAUUAUCCGAAAUUCAGGAUGCCACGAGGCAGUUUGAGAGGAAAAUUGGCUCAGGAGGCUUUGGAAUUGUAUACUACGGGAAAACGAAUGAUGGAAAGGAGAUUGCGGUCAAAGUUUUAACCAGCAAUUCAUUCCAGGGAAAGCGUGAAUUUUCCAAUGAGGUGAUUCUUCUCUCAAGGAUACAUCACAGAAACCUGGUACAGUUUCUUGGGUAUUGCCAAGAAGAUGGGAAAAGUAUCCUCGUUUAUGAAUUCAUGCACAAUGGAACUCUCAAGGAACAUCUUUAUGGCCCACAAACACUUGACCAAAGCAUUAAUUGGAUCAAGCGCCUUGAGAUUGCUGAAGAUGCUGCAAAAGGGAUAGAGUACCUUCAUACAGGCUGUGUUCCGUCAAUCAUUCACCGGGAUUUGAAAACCAGCAAUAUUCUUCUCGAUAGUAACAUGCGUGCAAAGGUUUCAGAUUUUGGUCUCUCAAAACUUGCAGCGGAUGGAGCUUCCCAUGUGUCAAGCAUAGUUCGAGGCACCGUUGGGUAUUUGGAUCCUGAGUAUUAUAUCUCUCAACAGUUAACCGACAAGAGUGAUGUUUACAGUUUUGGAGUCAUCCUUCUCGAGCUGAUAUCUGGUCAAGAAGCAAUAUCUAAUGAAAGCUUUGGUGUUAACUGCCGUAACAUAGUCCAAUGGGCAAAAUUACAUAUUGAAAACGGGGACAUUCAAGGAAUCAUCGACUCUUCGCUGCGUGGUGAAUAUGACAUCCAGUCAAUGUGGAAGAUAGCGGAGAAAGCUCUGAUGUGUGUCCAACCCCACGGGAACAUGAGACCAUCCAUGUCAGAAGUCAUAAAGGAGAUUCAAGACGCUAUAUCAAUCGAACGGGGCGCAGAGGCGGUGAGAGAAGGUAACUCGGAUGAGAUAUCAAGGUAUUCAGUUCAUUCUUCCUUGCAUAUGGGCUCUCAGGAUUUAGGUGCAAGCGAUCAUUAUUUGUCGAUUGAUGACUCAAUUGCUCGGCCAACUCCUCGGUAGUUACUCGUCCAUAUUGGGGCUCUAUUUUUGGUUCCCGUUAUUGGGUAUGAAUUUCUUGAUUUUGGGUGUGGAUAAUGUAAAAAGUGAAAGAGCUAUGAUGUCAAGAAGUUGUAAGUCGUAUUUGAUAUGUAAUGAUUGUUGAGCUA